Prorocentrum cordatum is the source of this 843-nucleotide messenger RNA. Lineage: Eukaryota; Dinophyceae; Prorocentrales; Prorocentraceae. The record is from the annotation of a GenBank genome assembly.
AUGGUGGGCUUGGCGAUCUUCGUGUACGUCCGCGAGGAUCGGGACUUGGUCCCGCUCGUCGGCAAGAUCCAGAUGAAAUCUAUCAAGAGGGGACCGGCUUCGCCGGCGCGCUGGGGAACAAAGGCGCCGUUUGCUGUCGCCUCAGGACCCGGGAUCGGUGCCUUCAACGCCUGCUUCGUCAAUGUUCAUCUCGCCUCUGGUACUGGGAAGGCGAAGAAGCGUGAUAAGCAUAUGUCCAAGAUCAUCGCUGGGCUGGUGAACGAGGGCUCCCGAUCCCGAGCUGGAUGUUUUGAAGGAUUCAAGUCGACAGAGACAGCAGGCGGCUGCCACUUCACCGCCGUCCUGGGGGACUUCAACUCUCGGCUGGAGCUCGGCGCAGAGGUGCCGCUGGCGAAGGGCAGCGAGGGGGCGAUGACGGUGGGGGGCAGGCCUUCUGAGGCUCCGUUGGAAGACUGGCUCUGCAGGGACGAGAUGGUCAAUGGCAGGCUGGAGAGCCUCAAGGGAUUCAGCGAGGAGCCGGUGCGCUUCCCCCCGACCUUCGGGUACGUGCCAGGCUCGGAUACCUUCGGGCGCCGCUACCACCCGGCGUGGACCGACCGCGUGGUCUACCGGGUGGCCGCCGGCGCCCGCGCGGAACCCCAGGAGAGUACGGCUCGUUCCCAGACGUGCUGCGCACCAGCGACCACCGCCCCGUCGCCGCGCAGCUCAAGGUCUCGCUUGAAUAUUGAGCGGUUCGGUCAGUAUGCGUAUUUCGUCGCUUGCGGACAUGCCCCACGUUUUGUGGCAAGUCUUAGGUCUGUUUUUACCGUGCAGGUUGGACGGGGCAGGCACCGGUGGUCAUAA